Messenger RNA from Dromiciops gliroides (monito del monte), 2181 nucleotides. RefSeq names its product RNA-binding Raly-like protein. The transcript has 7 exons. Gene Ontology annotation, molecular function: RNA binding. The record is from RefSeq and is a predicted model, not a curated record. Gene Ontology annotation, cellular component: nucleus. Lineage: Eukaryota; Metazoa; Chordata; Mammalia; Microbiotheria; Microbiotheriidae. The coding region runs from base 1 to 1014 and encodes 337 amino acids.
AUGUCCCCGGGCCCGAAGCCCCGCGGCGGGCGGCCCCCCCCGCGCGCGGCCGAGGUGGGGCGCCUCGUGUCCCCGCCCCGCGCUACCGCGCUCCCCCGCGCCCGCCGGGGACAUGGUACGUUCCAGUGGCCCCGCGCUCAGCCCCGCCGGGGGGGCUUCGGCGGCGGUGGGGAGGACGCGGCGGCGGCGGACGAGGGGCCAGGGCUCGGGCCGGCGAGCCGGGGCCGAGGGCGUAGCAGCGAGCCGAGAGCCGCACCCCCGCCGUCCCGGGCCACGGCCACGGCCACGGUCACGGCCACGGCCACAGCCGGCAGCAGCAGCGGCGGCGGCGGCGGCCUCGCCCCUCGCUGGCACCCGGCGGGCCCCCCGCGGGCUGGCAUGACUCUGUUCGGCAGCGAAGAAGCGUGUCGGAGAUAUUUAGACAUGGCCAGAGACCCCAAGGGGAGCCGGGCCCGGCCUGGCCAGAAGCGACAGCACAGCGCUACCCUCUACCACAGUAACUGUGACCUGAACUAUGAGCUGUAUCGGGAAGACUUCCCCUACAGGGUGUACGAGUAUCAGAGGAUCCCUCCACUCAUCAACCGUGCGCCGGUCAAGAGCAGACGCACCCACAUGGGUUCAGGGGGCAAGAGUGGCCUCAAUCCCCACAUCCCUCCGCGAAGCAACAACCCGCCCCCCGUCCGGACAAAGUUAAGAGCUGAGGAGCUGCACUCCAUCAAGGGGGAGCUGAGCCAGAUCAAAGCGCAGGUGGACAGUCUGCUCGAGAGCCUGGAGCGCAUGGACCAGCGGCGAGACCGGCUGGGAGGGGCCCAAGACAGCGAGAAGAAGACGGCCUCGGCCAGCGGGGAAUGCUCCAGCGCAGUCGCGGAGACCCAGCGAGAGCCCCGAGGCAAAGAGAGCCCUGAGCCCAGGGCCCGCGGCCGCAGGGAUGCCGACAGUGCCGAGGAGAGCACAGACACGGAGGAGGCCGCCAGGAUGAAAAAUCACACAUCAGACCCUGAUGGGAGCCAGUAGAAGCUCGGGGGCCCUUUCCGUGGCCUCCCCAGGUUGGAUCCUUUCCUUUUCCUGUGUUUGUAUUUCUUUGCGGCCCCCCAGCCAGUGCCACGUGUAACCUGCCCUCCAGUCUCCCUGCAGUUACAGUAGAACUGGUGUUCUCCAGCCAACUUUGUCUGCUCCUUGACCACGGGAGCUGCUGGGUGUCCCUUGUCCUCUACAGAACCUGGGCCGAAGUCCCUGAGACCCAAGCCUAAAAGUAUGGCUCUGGGGAGGCAUGAAAAUCCAGCAGGUCUAGCAUUCCCCUUUGAAAAUCACCCCUCCUUUCCUCUGUGCUGUUUUCCCCACCUCAUGAAAAAGGGGUCCCCUUGGUAAUAAGACUUGGCACAUCAGGGGCAUCUGGGGGAAGAGUCCGGGCAAACGCCUCACUUUCUUUACAAAGAUGCUCAGUGAUAAUUUUCAGUUCCCCACCUUUCCUGGGUACCCAUUCAGCAUCUCUUCUUGGGGAAACAUUCCCGGGGUAGAACUGGCACCAUCCCAGCCCCAUGACCUCUCUGGCACAGUCAGCUUGUAAUAGUAUUGGCUCUUUUCCUGGGUCCUCCUGGGCUGCUCCCUAUGUCAGCCAUUUAACACAGAAAGCCCAUGUUCCUUCUGGGGCUCCCUAAAGCUGUCCUCCACUGCAGCUGGUGUGCGGGAGAUGUUGGCCAUCUACCCCCUGGUCCCAGCAGCCUGAGGAGUUGGCUUUGGUAUCAUUCUGUGCCGCCUCUAGUCCCUGAGAAUGCCAGCCAAGUCAAGCAGUGGACAGUGCCACCUCAGCUCCCCGUGGCUCCCCAGGGUGUCUCCUGUUUUGCACUACUAGCCUUCACGUGACCCCUUUCUCUCCCCGUCCCUACAGAGUUCCGUCCCCAGUGGUGCAUGGGAAAUGUAGUUCUGUUGCUGACAGGUGCGUUUCUGCCCCACAGAAGAUCCAGUCAGGCUCUCGGUCAGUGUCGCCCUGCUUAACCCUGUUAUCUCUGCUUUCCCACCUUCCCCCCAGGCUGUCCUUUCACGACAGGUGUAGUUCAUUCUCACGUUCAGUUUCUAGCUUGUCUCUUUGCUGGUCCGAUACUGUGUCUGUAUUUCAAAUCUGCUCUGGAGAAGUGUAUUGUGUUGAAAGGAAAAAUUAAAAGUUUGUAUUUCUUUUCUCUG